Molecule: messenger RNA, 636 nt
Organism: Aspergillus ibericus CBS 121593
Lineage: Eukaryota; Fungi; Ascomycota; Eurotiomycetes; Eurotiales; Aspergillaceae
Product: terpenoid synthase
Exons: 2
Coding region: 1-636 (211 amino acids)
Source: RefSeq, a predicted model, not a curated record
AUGCGCAAAAUCGCCAAACUCGCCGCCGACGCCUCCUGCCGGUGCUACCCCUUCCAUCCACCCGACCUCCAAUCCAAAAUCGCCCUCUUCUUUACCUACUUCUUCACGAUCGACGAUCUAAUUCGUGAUUUUCCUACCGAAGCGCAGAAUUUCCGACGAGAUGUCCUACAACAGAAACCGCUAUCUCCGGUGUUUGAAUCCUGCAGAGAGCGGCUCAUAGAUCUAGAUGGAUACUACGACCCCUACAGCGCAGAUAUGGUAUCUAAAUCCGUUCCUCGAGUUCUGACAAGUUUCCGGAUUAACUUUCGCUUCAAGACCGGGUUACCUGAAGCUCUUAUCUAUCUCCUUGCACCGAGGAGUGUCUUUGGGGCAGAAUCUACCCGGUACCUCGUACAACUUGCACCUGAGUUAGCAGUAAUCAUCAACGGGAUCAACGAUAUCCUGUCGUUUUAUAAGGAGGUGAUGGUGGCUCAGGAGCCGGUGAAUUUCGUGCAGCAUUUUGCAAUGGUGAAGGGGGAGUCGGUGGUGGAGGCGUUGGAGGGCGUGGUGGAGAGGGUGGUGGGGUGUUUGGGGAACGGGAGGAGGGUGGUGGCGGGGUGGCCGCUGCUCCGGGGGUAUGUGGAGGCGUUUGUAUAG